Messenger RNA from Aspergillus fischeri NRRL 181, 1557 nucleotides. RefSeq lists its product as uncharacterized. Lineage: Eukaryota; Fungi; Ascomycota; Eurotiomycetes; Eurotiales; Aspergillaceae. The transcript is spliced from 3 exons. The record is from RefSeq and is a predicted model, not a curated record. Bases 1 to 1557 code for a protein of 518 amino acids.
AUGUCCUAUACCCCGGACACGAAACAACUUGAGCUUAUGCAAAAGCUCCUGGAUAAGACCUUUAACUCCAAGGACGAUGAGUUCUUGAUGGGUCUGCUAGAUGCAGUGCAAAAAGAUACUGCCACGGACUACACCAAGACCCAUGGGUUCGACUUCAAGGAGAUCAAUUGGCGCAUUAUCAAAGAAAUGUCUAAGCCUGGGCCGCAUUUCGAUCUUCGGAUGGCUGGGGGUGUAUAUAGGUUCGACAAUAAUGACCUAGGUUUUUAUGAAUUGCUUGUGGAUUCAUCCAUGAGGGCUGUCUUUGUGGAUGGGGAACCCACCGAGCCGGUCCAAGUCAAGGAAGGCUUGGUCAUCUUUUCGACCAAAUCCCAACAUAAAUUUGAACUGUCCUUCACGUGUUCUCAGAUCCUCGGAGAGGAAAUUUCCAUCCCGUCCUUUGCCGGUCACUGCACCAUUGCUGGAGUGGACAGCAAGAUCUCGACCACCGGGCGCAAGUUCUACCCGUGGGGUGACGUCCCGGAUGGGACGGAUGAUGAGAUUGACCACAGCCCCCAGGGAAGUAAAACAGUUCCCGAGCAUAAGUUAACGGCAGUUGAAGACGCACGAGAUGGCGCCGCGAUCAACUCGCUCGCUGUGGCGAUUGACUUCAUGAGCACCAAAUAUACCCCUCCCAGGGAUAUUGUGUACCUGAUGGCAGUGGAUACAGGAGACCUCUAUCUUGAAAGCAUUCAUUUUACCGCGACGAUGUUGGGAAUUGGACUGGGGGCGUUUCUGUCUCUAAGCGGGGACGCGAUUGGAGGGGCUCUCGCCGGAGCUGCCGGCGUCCAGGUAUCUCGAGUCAUCGCGGCGGCCGUGAAGACAAGAUAUCAGACGAAGCAAAUGCGAAAGAUGAGAGAUUACAUUGCGGUCCAACCGGUAGACUUGCGAGGAUGGUUGAAGGAACGGGUGGAGAUGUUCGUUAACGAGUAUUCCAGAGACUACCUAGAGAACUCGGGCAUGACCGACGAUGUUGCGGGAAAGGUAGAGACCGAGUACAAGAUCGAGGCUGGUGGCCAGUUGAGAAGAUUGGUUAGAAAAAAGUUCUCCAAGUUCCAUCAUCUCUUUGAGACGGACUAUAACAGCACGUUCGAUACGGCUGUGGCGGAAAAGUUCAAGAAGGAGGUAUCAGCUACGUACCUCAAGGGUCUUAUUGAAAAGCAGCGUGACGAGAGACUCAUCACCAAAGACUUGCCAAGGGAGAUACGGAAGCUACAAAAAGAGCAGGAAAAAUUGGAUAAACAACAGAGAAAGGAGCUGGAAGAUGCGGGCAAAUUGCCCAUUGGCAAGCAAAACAGAAAGAAAGAAGAAAUUCGCAAGAAAUACGAGGCUGAUCUGAAAAGGACUGAGAAGGACCUCACAGACAAGAGCGAGAGGGAAAAGGAGCUAAAGGAAAAGGAUCGAGGCAAAGACAUCGAUGGCAGGGUCGAGGAUUUACAGAAGGAAGCGGAGGCGCGUCGCCGGAGAGAAGCAAAAGCUCAGAGGGAAAGACGAAGGGGACGAAUUAUAAGACUGCACUAA